This is a messenger RNA of Aspergillus niger, 1296 nucleotides long. RefSeq lists its product as uncharacterized. The record is from RefSeq and is a predicted model, not a curated record. NCBI's taxonomy places the organism in Eukaryota, Fungi, Ascomycota, Eurotiomycetes, Eurotiales, Aspergillaceae. The transcript has 7 exons. Gene Ontology annotation, molecular function: metalloaminopeptidase activity. The coding region runs from base 1 to 1296 and encodes 431 amino acids. Gene Ontology annotation, biological process: proteolysis.
AUGGCUGCCCAGGCUAGCGAGAAGCUGCAGAAGCUCGACCUCAACGGUCAAAGCGGCGACGCGGAGGCGGACGCUCCUGCCGCUGGUCAAACACAAGCCGGAGAGGCGGAGGACGACUCCGAUGACGAUGAAGUAGAGGAUGGAAAUGCUGCCGGCGAGGGUGCAGCCAGCGGAGGUGGCGCCAAGGUCCAAUCCUCUCCUCCGCGCGUUCCCCUGUCGACUCUGUUCGCCGGAAAGGAAUACCCCGAGGGUGAGAUCGUCGAGUACCAGAAUGAGAAUUCGUACCGCACCACCAACGAGGAGAAGCGCUACCUCGACCGCAUGAAGAAUGACUUCCUGCAGGAGUACCGUCAGGCUGCUGAGGUGCACCGUCAGGUUCGUCAGUAUGCGCAGAAGACCAUUAAGCCUGGUCAGACCCUCACCGAGAUCGCGGAGGGCAUUGAAGAAUCCGUCCGUGCCUUGACUGGUCACCAGGGUCUUGAGGAAGGUGAUAACCUCAAGGGUGGUAUGGGUUUCCCCUGUGGUCUCAGCAUUAACCACUGCGCUGCCCACUACACCCCCAACGCUGGCAACAAGAUGGUGUUGCAGCAGGGUGAUGUCAUGAAGGUCGAUUUCGGUGCCCACAUCAACGGCCGCAUCGUUGACAGUGCUUUCACCGUGGCUUUUGACCCGGUGUAUGACCCUCUCUUGGCGGCCGUCAAGGAUGCUACCAACACUGGUAUCCGCGAAGCGGGUAUUGACGUCCGCAUGAGCGACAUUGGUGCCGCUAUCCAGGAAGCCAUGGAGAGUUACGAAGUUGAAAUCAACGGGACUAUGUAUCCCGUCAAGUGUAUCCGGAACCUCAACGGUCACAACAUUGACCAGCACAUUAUCCAUGGUGGCAAGAGCGUUCCGAUUGUCAAGGGUGGCGAUCAGACCAAGAUGGAGGAGGGUGAAGUGUUUGCCAUUGAGACCUUCGGCAGUACCGGAAAGGGCUACGUGAGAGAGGAUAUGGAAACCUCUCACUACGCUUUGAUCCCUGAUCACAGCCAGGUCCCCCUGCGUCUCUCUUCGGCGAAGAACUUGUUGAACGUCAUCAACAAGAACUUCGGUACUCUUCCCUUCUGUCGCCGUUACCUCGACCGGUUGGGCCAGGACAAGUACCUCCUUGGGUUGAACAACCUGGUUUCGUCCGGAAUUGUCCAGGACUACCCGCCUCUUUGCGAUAUCAAGGGCUCCUACACUGCCCAGUAUGAACAUACGAUUGUCCUUCGACCCAAUGUAAAGGAAGUCAUCAGUCGCGGCGACGACUACUAA